Messenger RNA from Adineta steineri, 339 nucleotides. NCBI's taxonomy places the organism in Eukaryota, Metazoa, Rotifera, Eurotatoria, Adinetida, Adinetidae. The record is from the annotation of a GenBank genome assembly.
AUGAUGGAUUCAUCAAAUGAUUCAGAAGGAGCAUUAAAAAUUAUCAGUAUUAUUUCGUUAUCAUUUGGUUCGUGUUGUCUAUUACUUUGUUGUGCUGGAUAUACAUUAUCUAAGAAAACAAAUAAACAAAAAAAUCAAAUUCAUUUCAUAAAUAAUCAACAUGAUUCUGAUGCAAAUGCUCAUAUUUUUACAAUUGAUAUGAGUGAUACACAGUCUCAUAGCUCUGACGUUACAAAUCCACCAUAUUAUCAUUAUUUUGACAUACCUCCGCCUCCUUAUGAAGCUCAAGAAGAACCAUCAUCUAAACUACAACAUGAGUCGAUUAUUGGAACAUCAUAG